Molecule: messenger RNA, 852 nt
Organism: Yamadazyma tenuis ATCC 10573
Lineage: Eukaryota; Fungi; Ascomycota; Pichiomycetes; Serinales; Debaryomycetaceae
Source: RefSeq, a predicted model, not a curated record
AUGACAAAGCGGAGCUUUGAAUCUUUCAUUAGAUAUCCUUCUGACCCCAAGGAGGUCCCCUCUAAACCCGAAAAGUUGUCCCAUAAUAUCAUGGAAAGAUUCUUUUUGACAGGAAAAGUCUCAGUUAUAACGGGAGGUUCUGGAAGUAUAGGAGCUGCUAUUGUAGAAGGAUAUGCUCAAGCUGGAAGUAAUAUCGCUAUAAUGGAUAUCAGAGAAAACCUCGAACUCUGUGUACGCUUAUCCACCACUUACAAUAUCAAGGCAAAGUUCUACAGAGUUAAUCUUUCUGACCCCCAAGAAGUGAAGAAGGUAAUUCAAACAAUUGAGAUAGACUUUGGAACCAUCGAUAUUUUUGUGGCCAAUGCUGGAAUUGCUUGGAAUUUUGGUUCUAUAUUGAAUGAAGACAGCACUCCUGAAGCAUGGAAAAGAGUUUUUGAUGUAGAUGUCAACAGUAUAUUCUACUGUUGCAAAUAUGUUGGUGAGAUCUUCAAGAAGAAAGGAAAAGGUUCGAUUAUCAUGACAGCUUCUAUGUCAGCUCAUAUUGUCAAUGUACCCAAUUACCAAACAUGUUAUAACGCUGCAAAAGCUGCUGUAUUGCACAUGGGGAGAUCUUUGGCUAUAGAAUUUGUUGACUUUGCAAGAGUAAAUACUGUUUCCCCUGGUUACACAAACACACCUUUGUCAGAUCCCGUUCUGGUUGAAGAAAGAUCCAAAUGGUGGGCAUUAACUCCUAAAGGUAGAGAGUGCGAACCUGAUGAGUUGGUUGGUGCCUUUAUCUACUUGGCCUCUGAUGCAUCCAGCUUCACCACUGGUAGUGAUAUACGGGUUGACGGUGGAUAUUGUUCUAUAUAA